Molecule: messenger RNA, 892 nt
Organism: Haemorhous mexicanus (house finch)
Lineage: Eukaryota; Metazoa; Chordata; Aves; Passeriformes; Fringillidae
Gene: NDUFS7
Product: NADH:ubiquinone oxidoreductase core subunit S7
Exons: 9
Coding region: 1-795 (264 amino acids)
Biological process (GO): mitochondrial respiratory chain complex I assembly; aerobic respiration; electron transport coupled proton transport
Molecular function (GO): quinone binding; NADH dehydrogenase (ubiquinone) activity; 4 iron, 4 sulfur cluster binding
Source: RefSeq, a predicted model, not a curated record
AUGGAGUUGACUGAGAGCUGUGAGUGGCACUUUCCCUUUGGAGAUGAGAGGCUGGGGAGGGACUGCCUGCCCCUCAUCCCAGUGCUCUGGGGACGCUCCGCCCCCCCCACCCGUCACCGCCGGUGGCGCCCCGCUAGGCGGGAGGACACGGGGACACUGUGUCUCCGGCUCCCCGCGCACGGUGUGCUGGGCUGGCGGCCCGGCUCUGUGAGUCCCGUGCACGCCCAGCUGCUCCAUCAGACGCCGGCGGCCGAUCGCGCUGACAGCUCUGUCCAGGUCCAGAAGAGCUCUGCUGUUGUCCAGAGGAAGUCCUAUGUCCCCAGCAGCCGUGGCGAGUAUGUCAUUGCCAAGCUCGAUGACCUGGUCAACUGGGCACGGCGGAGCUCCCUGUGGCCCAUGACCUUCGGGCUGGCCUGCUGUGCCGUGGAGAUGAUGCACAUGGCAGCCCCUCGCUACGACAUGGAUCGCUUCGGGGUCGUGUUCCGGGCCAGCCCCCGCCAGGCCGAUGUCAUGAUCGUGGCAGGGACCCUGACCAACAAAAUGGCCCCGGCGCUGCGCAAGGUCUAUGACCAGAUGCCAGAGCCUCGCUACGUGGUGUCCAUGGGGAGCUGUGCCAACGGUGGGGGCUACUACCACUACUCCUACUCCGUGGUGAGGGGCUGUGACCGCAUCGUGCCCGUGGACAUUUAUGUGCCAGGUUGCCCACCCACAGCUGAAGCUCUGCUCUAUGGGAUCCUGCAGCUGCAGAGGAAAAUCAAGAGGGAGAGGAGGAUGCAGAUCUGGUACAGGAAAUAGCCUUUAUUUAUGUCCCCACUCACUGUCCCAGGGCACUGCUCACAUUUACGCACAAAUCCGGCUCCUCACGCCUUCCAAUAAAACUCUACCUGGUCCA